Molecule: messenger RNA, 2501 nt
Organism: Cucumis melo (muskmelon)
Lineage: Eukaryota; Viridiplantae; Streptophyta; Magnoliopsida; Cucurbitales; Cucurbitaceae
Product: probable methyltransferase PMT7
Exons: 8
Coding region: 242-2044 (600 amino acids)
Cellular component (GO): cytoplasm; endosome; trans-Golgi network
Molecular function (GO): methyltransferase activity
Source: RefSeq, a predicted model, not a curated record
AGUUAAAGAAGUUAAAGAAGAAGAGAAGAUUUGUGAAAGCGAAUGGUGAAAUCUUCGAAUCGAAACUGAAAAUAUUCUCUUCCUGAAAUCUCCGCUCUAGCCUUCAAAUUACUUUAACAUUCAUACCUAUUCCUACUCCGAUCUCUCUCUCAAAUGGCAAUGUCAUUUGGGUCUUGACGAAUUCCUUUAAUUUCCAGCUCCUUUCCGAGAUCCAAGCUCUGUGGAAGGAAGAAAGAACACAAUGGCCAGUUCCUAUGGCUUCGGUUAUUUUUUUGCAUUGCAGUCAUGGCAGAUGAUAAUGCUCGCCCUGUUACUUAUGGUUGGAUCUUUCUAUUUUGGCACUCUUUUUGGCGACAAUGUUCCUAUUUACGUUUCUCACCUUCCUUCCAAUUCCACUUCUUCAUCAUUACUUGGAAAUUCCACAAUUCCAAACCAAGUUUCAAUCACUUACAGGAAGGUACCACUUUCGAUUCCAGAAAAUGGUGUGGAUGUAUGUCCUUUAAAAUACACCGAGUAUAUUCCUUGCCACGAUAUUUCUUACAUAAAAGAAUUGAUUCCAACAUUGGAUCUUUCAAGAAAAGAAGAGCUCGAGAGGCACUGCCCUCCACUUGAUAACCGCUUGUUUUGUUUGGUACCUCCACCCGAAGACUACAAGAUCCCAGUAAAGUGGCCAACCAGUCGGGAUUAUGUGUGGCGAAGUAAUGUGAAUCACACACGCCUUGCUGAAGUUAAAGGAGGACAAAAUUGGGUCCAUGAGAAGGACCAACUAUGGUGGUUUCCUGGAGGUGGUACUCACUUCAAACAUGGGGCUCCUGAGUACAUCCAAAGAUUAGGAAACAUGACUACAAAUGAUACAGGCACUCUGAGCUCUGCUGGAGUAUAUCAGGUUUUAGAUGUUGGUUGUGGCGUUGCUAGUUUCUCAGCUUAUCUUCUUUCAUUGGGCAUUCAAACGAUGUCCUUUGCUCCCAAGGACGGGCAUGAGAAUCAGAUUCAAUUUGCGCUAGAGAGAGGUAUUGGUGCAAUGAUUUCUGCCUUGGCAACAAAACAGCUGCCGUAUCCCACAAGUUCCUUUGAGAUGGUCCACUGCUCUAGGUGUCGUGUUGAUUGGCAUGAAAAUGAUGGUAUUUUACUCAAAGAAGUUGAUCGGCUUCUGCGGCCGAAUGGAUAUUUUGUCUAUUCAGCACCCCCUGCCUAUAGAAAAGAUAAAGAAUACCCAAUGAUAUGGGAGAAACUGGUGAAUCUGACUACAGCAAUGUGCUGGAAGCUUAUUGCCAGAAAGGUUCAGACUGCAAUCUGGAUCAAACAGGAAAAUCCGGCAUGCCUCAUCAUCAAUGCAGAGAAUAAGGCUGUGGAAAUAUGUGAUGCUGUGGAUGAUUUUCAACCAUCAUGGAAAAUACCUUUAAGAAACUGUAUUCAAGUAGCCGAUCAGUCAUAUGCUCAGAAGUUACCUCCGAGACCAGAGCGCCUUUCAGUAUAUUCGAGGAGUCUCAGGAAAAUAGGUGUUAGUCAAGAGGAAUUUGAUUUGGAUACCGUAUAUUGGAAAGAUCAAGUUAACCAGUACUGGAAACUGAUGAAUGUCAGUGAAACGGGUAUUCGAAAUGUCAUGGACAUGAAUGCUGGCUAUGGUGGAUUUGCAGUGGCAUUGAACAACUUUCCAGUCUGGGUUAUGAAUGUAGUUCCUAUAAAGAUGAAAAACACGCUCUCUGCUAUAUAUGACCGGGGCCUGGUUGGUGUCUUUCAUGAUUGGUGUGAACCAUUUUCAACUUAUCCGCGCACAUACGAUUUGUUGCAUGCAUACCAUCUAUUUUCUCAGUAUAAAAGUGGUGGAGAAGGUUGCUUGCUGGAGGAUAUAAUGUUGGAAAUGGACCGCAUUGUACGACCUCAGGGAUACAUAAUCAUCAGAGACGAACCUUCGAUAACAUCAAGAAUACAAGAAAUUGCUUCCAAAUAUCUAUGGGAUGUUGAAAUGCAGACACUGCAAACGAAAGAUAAUAACCCAGAAUCGGUGCUGAUCUGUAGAAAGAAGUUUUGGGCAAUUACCUAAAUUCUUGGUUGUUGUACAGAUGUUCUCUUCAACAGGACUUGAGGAUCAAUAUGCUACGUUUCAUAAAGAAGACUGUCCAAGAGAAGGCUGAAUGAAUGGGAGUUUUGGCUAAUUUUUGAGCUUCCCUCCAAGUAAACGAGGCUACACCUCUCAAAUGGAUUGUCCAGAGAAAGUUUAAGUGACAUAACUGCAUGCCCUUUCCAUGUUACUAUAUUUAGAACUAUGUCAAAAUUAGAAUAUUUACUCAAGUGUUUGAUGUGUAGUUGAGUAAAGUAGAGAUUUAUAAACCCAUUUUUAAGAUCCACUUUAUUUUUACUUAUUUAUUUAUUCAUUCUCGAGAAUAUAUUUGUAUUUAAUUUGUUACUCGAGAGAUUUGUACCAUAUGAUUGGGAAAAAACGAAUGUGUAACUCACAUAUACGACGUGUUAGCCAGCAAAAGAUUUAUAAUUUGAAUUUA